Messenger RNA from Bathycoccus prasinos, 1158 nucleotides. RefSeq lists its product with no specific name. Lineage: Eukaryota; Viridiplantae; Chlorophyta; Mamiellophyceae; Mamiellales; Bathycoccaceae. The transcript has a single exon. Bases 1 to 1158 code for a protein of 385 amino acids. The record is from RefSeq and is a predicted model, not a curated record.
AUGAAGUUGGACUUGAACGAUUUAGUCGAACACGUGGAGAGGAACUCGAAACGAGUGACUCCGUUGGAACACCAAUUCUUAGGAUUACAAGGUUUUGCAGUUGGCGGGACCGCGUUUGAACGAGACGCGUUUGAAGAAAAAAAUAAUCACGGGGACAGAACAAAUUCAACGCAUGCGAGUUUCAUUGGACGAAUCGAUUCGGCGUUAAACGGGAACGAGGAGUCGUGGCAUUUGCUGACGAAAAGGGCAAAACGCGGUGAAUUGAGACAAGAGUGGUUAGUUUCGUACGCUCGCGUUCCGGUGAGAAUGCAACCACACAUCGAUUCAUCGCUUCGUGGGGUGAAAAAGAAAGGUGAAAAGGUCGUUGCCGUUUCAAAGCACGGCGAUUGGCUUGAAAUUUUGGACGAAGAAGAAGAAGAAGAAGAAGAAGAUCAAGUGAAAUUCAAGAAGAAAGAAGAGAAGAAGGACAAUCUGAAAACGCUCGGUUGGAUGCUCACCACGCACCCUGAAUUUGGUGACCUGUUAAAGUUCAUGAGAGGUUCGCACACGCUACCGGCAGUCAAUCAAGUCUUGGCGACAAAGGAAGCUAGCGAUUUGCUGGAUCACGAGCACAUGGUGACCAUCGACUACAGCCGGACGAGAACGUUUCGAGUCGUCUCUAAAUCGUGGGUUCCUGUUCGAAUAAAACCAAAAUUAGACGCGCAUACGAUAGGAGGUAAACAUUGCGACGAGAUUAUUCGCGUCGAUGCGAGACGAGGCGAUUGGGUGAGACUGAAUUCCGAAGACUUUCCGCCUGGGUAUUUUAAGUGGCACGAAGCCAAAGCAGAAGCAGCGGUGGAGAAAAAAGAAGACGAAGAAAGAGAAGAGUCAAAAGAAGAAAAAGAAGAAGAAACGGAAAAAAAAGAUGAUGGAGAAGAAGACGAAGGAGACCAAGAGGUCAGCAAAGAGUGUUGGAUGUUAACCGUAUAUCCAGAGAAGGGCGUUCUGCUUGAAGAGUGUCGCGCCGACGGAUCGGAUUUCAUUUCCAAGGUUAAACCAAAGGUACGACAACAAGAACAACACGAACAAAAACACGAACAACAAAAGAGAGAGAGUGAGAUUGGGCGCAUCCCUCGUGGGUGCGAGAGCGUUUACACAGCCUCGGAUGUAAUACCAUAG